Messenger RNA from Cryptococcus wingfieldii CBS 7118, 303 nucleotides. RefSeq lists its product as hypothetical. NCBI's taxonomy places the organism in Eukaryota, Fungi, Basidiomycota, Tremellomycetes, Tremellales, Cryptococcaceae. The record is from RefSeq and is a predicted model, not a curated record. The coding region runs from base 1 to 303 and encodes 100 amino acids. The transcript is spliced from 2 exons.
AUGUCCCGCACACAAUUCACAAUCGAGAGCGUUGAUUGUCUCACCAACCCGAGCAUCGAAGAGCAGUCAGAAUGCUCUAAGGUUCUCCUCGAUGCCUUCUUGAACGACAGGUUCACCAAUCAGCUCUAUGGGCAAAGUGUUGAGCUCCGGCGGCUGUCUCACGACGUCGACAUCAGAGCCACUCUAGUGGACUGCGAAGUCUGGGUCACAAGGGUCAAAGAUGAUAGCGUAGAAGGUGGGACUGCCAUUGCUAGCGUCGCAUGUGUCUCGCCCCCCGGGGAGGAGAUGUACAGCCAACAGUAA